GACUUUGACUGGCGUCUCGCAAAGUUCCUCCGGACCGUGGCACGGAAUCCGAAUCGGGCUGCGUCGGUGAAGCGACUGCAUAUCAACACCAACCUUCUCACCGGCAUCUCCGACGACGAGGCCGAGGCUGUGUUCCACGAUGCUGCCCAGGUUCGUGGCAUUGACGCCUCCGCCUUUGUUGUUUUGAGGGACGAUGAGUUCCUUUUAUCCGACUUAGUCGCGCAGUUAUUCAGGAACAAGGAGACGCUCCAAACAUUGCAUCUCGAUAUCUCGCCGCGGUGGCAGACGCGAGGUGCAAAUGGGAGGCCGCCCACCGAGCUGUUGGCCAGCUUGAGCAGCUUUCCCGUCCUCCGAAGCUUGCUUCUGAGCGCGACAUUACCAUACCACGAUGCCGGUGACUCGGCAGACGAGCAUGCCAGUAUCCUUACUCGACUCCUUCCUCAAUCCAUUGUCUCGCUACAAGUCCUGGUAGCUGACAAGGUGGAGGCCCAGGGGUUGCUUCCGCGACUGGCAACUGGAUUCAUGCGUCUUGCCCAAGCCGCGUCCCAAGGACAGUUCCGCAAUCUGCAAAGUGUCAGUUGCAUCGGAGAACGAAGACUCGACGGGUGCGAUCUAGAUGCUAUGUUCGCUAUCGCCGGGGUAGAUUUCGGGUAUGACUGUUGGCAAUUCAACGACAAGACGCCUGGGCGGCGAUCGGGCUCCCGGUUGGGAUCUCGAGCACGCUCGAUAACUUCGGUGAGCUCCGAUGAUGAAACAGAUUCAUGGUUCGACUUUCCCGUAGGCAACUUCAACUCGUCUUAAUUCGGGUUCCCGGGUCUAAGGUUACUUGAAAACCUGGC
This is a messenger RNA of Parathielavia appendiculata, 839 nucleotides long. RefSeq lists its product as uncharacterized. The transcript is spliced from 2 exons. The annotation marks the transcript as partial. NCBI's taxonomy places the organism in Eukaryota, Fungi, Ascomycota, Sordariomycetes, Sordariales, Chaetomiaceae. The record is from RefSeq and is a predicted model, not a curated record.